This is a messenger RNA of Juglans regia (Persian walnut), 3650 nucleotides long. RefSeq names its product AP-5 complex subunit beta-1. The transcript has 3 exons. NCBI's taxonomy places the organism in Eukaryota, Viridiplantae, Streptophyta, Magnoliopsida, Fagales, Juglandaceae. Gene Ontology annotation, cellular component: AP-type membrane coat adaptor complex. Gene Ontology annotation, biological process: endosomal transport. The coding region runs from base 82 to 3432 and encodes 1116 amino acids. The record is from RefSeq and is a predicted model, not a curated record.
GUAACAAAUAAUAGGUUGUCCGAAUUGAAACUUGAAAGCCUCUUUCCCAAAACCCAACGGGGAGGCCAAGGCAAGGCAGGCAUGGCGGAUAUGCUGCCGCCGGCGUUAAAGCCAGUGUCCCCGCAAGAUUGGGAGACCCUCAUCGACGACUUUCAGUACGGCGGUCUUCGCCGGCACAAAUGGACCUCCCUCUCCCCAGUCCUUCUCGACCUCGCCCUCUCCACAAUCCUUAAAAGGGACUUCCCUCUCAAGCUCCACCUCCUUCUCUUCCUCGAAGAAUUCUCCGACUCCUUCUUCCUCGAACCCAUUUUCCUAGACCGCCUCCUUGAUUCCCUCCGUCUCGUCAUCCAAUCCCCCGCCGACGGUUUUCACAUUACCUUACCUCUCAAAGAUCAGUUUCUCGUCUCCACCACCUCCAUUUUCAUCUCCCUCGACAUCUUCAACAAGUUUCACAUCCGCUACGCCGAGAGCUUGGUCGAACUUUUGUUAAUCAUUGUCAACCGCCCCAACCAUGGGCCCGAUCGGCAGACGCGUGCCGUGGCGUGCGAGUGCUUGAGAGAAUUGGAACGCUUUUACCCUUGUUUGCUCUCCGACAUCGCCGGCCACCUCUGGAGCUUGUGCCAAAACGAGCGGACCCACGCCUCGCAGAGCUAUAUUCUUCUGUUCACUUUGGUGAUACACAACAUCGUGGCUCUCAAGUCCAACGUGUCCGUGCUAAACACUUCUGUUCCUUUGGUUCCCUUCAAUGUGCCGCAGUCUCUGCUAGCCGGUGGUUCUUCCAACUCGACGAAUAUGGGCUUGAACUACAAGGAGCUGAGGAGGGCGAUGGCGUUCUUGCUGGAGUCGCCGCAGGUGUUGACGCCGUGCGGGAUGGUGGAGUUUAUGGCGAUGAUAACACCGGUAGCUAUAUCUUUGGAAUUGCAGCCGUCGAUGUUGAAGGUGCAGUUCUUCGGGAUGGUAUCUUCCUAUAAUCCAAUAUUGUGCCAUGUAGUUUUGAUGUUGUAUUUGCGGUUCGUGGAUGCGUUCGAUGGGCAAGAGAGCGAGAUUGCCCACCGGCUUAUAUUGAUGUCGAGAGAAGCGCAGCAUUAUUUGGUCUUUCGGUUGCUCGCUCUUCAUUGGCUGAUGGGUUUCAACGAACUGAUCUCGAGUGGAGAAGUGAAGAAAAAAAAGGCAAUGGCCGUUGAGAUGAGGUUGAGCUUCUAUCCCAGAGUGUUUGAUCCGCUUGCAUUGAAGGCUUUGAAACUUGACUUGCUUGCUUUCUGCUCGAUAUGUAUAGAGAGCCUGAAAUCGGAGAGUGCCUUGGACGCGGGGAAGUCUGUGGAUAAGCUAUUUGGAGAUGGUCUUGUGUCUGUAUCAGCUUUCAAGUGGUUGCCUCCAGGGAGCACGGAAACUGCAGUGGCAUUCCGCGCUUUCCGUGAGUUCUUGAUAGGUGGGUCGUCACAUUCUGCCACUGAUCCUUCCACCAUUAGAACUCUCUUGGAAUCCACCAUCUUCAAUACUUUACAGCGGAUGCUAGUGGACAUGAUGUUGGAGUAUCAAAGAUUGGUUCCAGUGAUUGUUGCUUUUAUUGACCGCUUGCUGGGCUGUCAAAAACACCAUUGGUUGGGAGAACGCCUGCUUCAGACAUUUGAUGAGAAUUUGAUUCCAAAAGUCAAAAUGGACUAUAAAUUGGUUUCUUGCUUCCCAAUAUUUGAUAGAAUUGCUGAAAAUAAUACAAUACCGCCUAGUCGAUUGUUAGAGCUUCUGACCAAAUUUAUGGUUUUCCUUGUUAAGAAACAUGGGCCAGAUACAGGACUGAAAUCUUGGUCUCAGGGGAGUAAAGUUCUUGGUGUCUGUCGAACCAUGCUGAUGCACCACCAUAGUUCUAGAUUGUUCUGUAGACUGUCUCGCCUCCUUGCAUUUUCUUGCCUUUAUUUUCCAGAUUUGGAGGUUCGUGACAAUGCAAGGAUCUAUCUGCGGAUGCUAAUCUGUAUACCCGGAAAGAAGCUUAGAGAUAUGCUCAACCUUGGGGAGCAAUUCCUUGGAAUUUCGCCAUCUCCACAUUCUAGCUCAUUUUUCAAUAUUCAGUCUCCUCUAACUUCUCACGAUCUCAAGAAAUUGAGAAACGUCUCAUCCUAUGUUCACCUUGAGCGGGUGAUACCCUUGCUUGUCAGACAAUCUUGGUCCUUGUCUUUGUCAACUUUCGGUGUUGGUAAUAACAAACCCGAUUACCUACAGGGCAUCACAGACAGUGAAUCUCCAGGUGAGGAAAAGGAUAUUGAUGGAAGUACAGAUAUCCAGAUUCUAGAAACUGAAAGGAUUGGUCAGCCGCAGGAACCAUUGCGUGUGAUGGAUUCAAAGAUUUCAGAGAUCUUAGGAACAUUAAGAAGGCAUUUUUCUUGCAUACCAGAUUAUAGACAUAUGCCAGGACUUAAGGUUAAAAUAUUUUGUACUUUGAGAUUUGAAUCUGAGCCUUUCAAUCGUGUUUGGGGGGGAGUCAACUCUCCUGCUAGUGGUGUGGAUGGAUUAGAUACCCUUCCUGCUAUGUAUGCAACUGUGCUAAAUUUUUCAUCCUCCGCACCAUAUGGAUCUAUUGCAUCAUAUCACAUACCUUUUCUUCUUGGAGAACCUCCCAGAAAUGGGUACGUAUCUGGUGAAAGUAUGCCAUUAGAUAUUGUUCCUGUAAAUAGUGGCCCUGGAGAACAGAAAAGUUUUAGAGCUCCUGUAACAAUUGAAUUAGAGCCACGGGAACCAACACCCGGUCUUCUUGAUGUUUCCAUUCAAACAAAUUCAGAAAACGGCCAAAUCAUUCGUGCUCAGCUUCAUGGUAUCUCAGUAGGCAUAGAAGACAUGUUUCUCAGGGCUAUUGCUCCACCCGACACCCCGGUAGAGGCAAUGCCUGGUUAUUACUCAGACUUGUUCACUGCACUCUGGGAGGCAUGUGGUACUUCUUCCAACACAGGUCGGGAGACCUUUCCACUGAAAGGAGGCAAAGGGAUUGCAGCUAUUAGUGGGACCCGAUCAGUCAAGCUACUUGAAGUCACUGCAACCUCUUUGAUUCGGGCAACCGAGCGCUACCUGGCUCCAUUUGUUGUAAGUGUGAUUGGUGAACCACUUGUUAAUAUUGUGAAGAACAGCGGAAUCAUCAGAGACGUAAGCUGGAAGGAUGUGGCUUCAGAUUCUUCCCCUGAUGCGUCUACGUCGGUAUCUGGUUUUGAUGGAGGCCCACUUCAUCUUACGUACUUCGCCGGUGAAGAUGAGAGUGAAAGUCUUGUCAGUACCAGCAAAAAGACCAUGGGAUGCUUUCAUAUUUUGAUAUUUCUUCCACCAAGGUUCCAUCUCCUUUUCCAAUUGGAGGUAUGUGAUAUUUCAACUUUGGUUCAAAUCAGAACUGAUCAUUGGCCAUGCUUAGCUUAUAUUGAUGAUUAUUUGGAAGCUUUAUACUUGGCGUAGGGGAAACUUCUUUCCAUAAUGAUUAUUUGCUUCAUUUGUUUCUUUGUACGCUGCUGUAAGAGCGUUAGCAUUUUGAUUCACUUUCUUUUUCUAUAUACUGUUUCCCCCACGCGGAUAUUUUUGUUCUUUGUGUUCAAUAUAAACUCGUGUAAAUACCCUGGAAGCGAGUCCUUUCCGAUGUUCUAUAAAUUCAAUCCUUUUUGGGCAUUUCAUUUCAU